Molecule: messenger RNA, 684 nt
Organism: Racocetra persica
Lineage: Eukaryota; Fungi; Glomeromycota; Glomeromycetes; Diversisporales; Gigasporaceae
Source: the annotation of a GenBank genome assembly
AUGGUUGCAGAAACUCUUGAAGAGAUGACUCGUUAUGGCAAAACCGAAGAACUUCCUGAAAUUAAAGUCACAAAAAUUGCAGUCCAUCCAGAUGCUGUAUUUACAAGCCAGUCAUUAAGUUCCCUUAUAAAAACAGCAUUAACACUACAUUAUACUCAAUUAAAUUAUUACAUUACUAAAGAAAAUUUAUUUGAUAUAAUGAAUGAAAGUCAUAUGCCAGAUUUUGAAUCAUCUAAAAUUAGCCAACGUUUAAAAAAAGAUCAAGCUUUUUGUUCAUAUCAAUAUGAUAGUCUGAACUCUGAAAAACUUUUAAACAAUGAAAAAUAUAUCACUAAAGAAACAUCACUUGACAUUAUGAAUGAAAAGAGUAUAUUAAAUCAUAAAUCUGAAUUAUUUGAUAGCACAAAAAUGAAUUUAAUUUCUAUUUUGAAUGAUCAAGAUUCAAAUGAUCAAGACUUUUAUUAUUGUCAAUAUGACAAACUUAAUUUUGAAAAUAUUUAUUAUAAUGAUAAUAUUUCACUCACUAAAGAUGAUCAAUGUUCUGCAAUGGAAUUAGUGCCUUCUCAAUAUUCCACAAUGGAUUUAAUGCCUUUUCAGUACACCACAACAAAUUUAAUACCUUUUCAAUACUCUACAACAGAUUCGAUGCUUUUUCAAAAUAAUCAAAUAUUAUUACUUGAAUAA